Molecule: messenger RNA, 1458 nt
Organism: Saccharomycopsis crataegensis
Lineage: Eukaryota; Fungi; Ascomycota; Saccharomycetes; Ascoideales; Saccharomycopsidaceae
Exons: 1
Coding region: 1-1458 (485 amino acids)
Biological process (GO): regulation of DNA-templated transcription
Source: RefSeq, a predicted model, not a curated record
AUGACCGACGUCAAUAGUUACCAACCUCCAAGGGAUCCUUAUGCCCCAUACGCUUCAUCUCUUGACAACUCCCAAUAUCAAUCUUCUUAUCAAUCCUUUGAUCAACCAUCAGUAUCAAAUCCUGCCAAUUCUUCUUCUACUCCUUCUUCUUCUUCUUCUUCUUCUUCAUCCUCGUCAUCGUCUUCACAACUACCAUUGCCAUCGCUAUCUAAAUCAACUCUUGGCAACACCCCAGCUACCGGCUUUCCUUCGAUGAACCAAUCCUCUUAUCCUUAUCCUUCAUCUUAUCCUGGUUCUGCCUCCUCUGGUGAUGCUGCUGCUGCUGCCGCCGCCGCUGCUUCUGCUGCUGCCGCUGCUGCCGCUGCUGCCGCUGCCGAAGCACAAUAUUUCCAGCAAUACUCUGCUCCUCCAAUGUUACCUCCUCCAGUGACAAUGGGCCAUCAAUACCAAGGGUUUUCUCCUUAUGGAUACCCUGGCCAUCCUGAUCCAAGAUACUCUCUUCCUCCAGCCCAUGACAUGCUCAUGCAAUCAGGAAUAGCUCCUCCUCCUCCUCCUCCUCCUCCUCCUCAUAAUCAUCAUCAUCAUGCUCCUCCACCACCAGGAAUGUACGGGACCGCCGCCCAAUUGGGUGCGAUCCCAGUGGUAUCGCCGCCAAUGAUUGGCGAUUCGACCCCAUUACUGCCAGGGGGAGGUGAAAAGAAGAAGAGACCAAGAAGAAAACACGACGAGAUCGAACGUAUCUAUUUGUGUAAUUGGAAAGGAUGCUCCAAAGGUUACGGGACCCUCAACCACUUGAAUGCCCAUGUCAACACCCAGAAUCACGGAGAAAAAAGAAGACCUGAAGAGUUCAAAGAAAUCCGUGCCAAAUUGAGGGAACGUAAAAAGAAGAACCAAGAGUACAACCGUUUGCAACGUCAAAAAAACCUUUCCAGCCCAACUUCUGGCAUUAGUAAUAAUAAUAACAAUAAUAACAAUAACCCACCAGUGGCGUUACCAUCGUUAUACAAUGAUUUCCCUGAAGAAUUCAUCGAGUUCCAAUCGAACGUUAGAAUGUACUCUCAAGGUCCUUCGUCAUCGUCAACAUCGUCGCUUCCUCCACCAUCGGCGUCUAAUAAUAACUAUUCUUCUUUCAGCUAUUCUCAAACUCCUGCCACUACCAUCGCUUCGACCACGGGGUACGAUGAUUGGAAAUCAGGAGCGUCUUCAGAACCUCUGGGAUCACUUAGCCCAACCCAUCAUUCUGAUUCAGAGCACGGUAGUCCACACUCGACUCCAACCCAACAUGCCUCGGUGCCAAGUAUUUACGCUUAUGGUGCCCCUGCUUCUACUUCUUCUUCUUCUUCUACUGGUCCACUUUCCGGAUCGAAUUACUUGAGUUAUGGCAACUAUUCUGGUUCACUUUCAGAGCCAGAUGGGGCAUCUAGUGUCGGUGCUUCUCCAACAUAUCACCAUCGUUGA